This is a messenger RNA of Emericellopsis cladophorae, 6990 nucleotides long. Its product is annotated as NFX1-type zinc finger-containing protein 1. The record is from RefSeq and is a predicted model, not a curated record. The transcript is spliced from 4 exons. Lineage: Eukaryota; Fungi; Ascomycota; Sordariomycetes; Hypocreales; Bionectriaceae. Gene Ontology annotation, molecular function: ATP hydrolysis activity; ATP binding; helicase activity. Bases 1 to 6990 code for a protein of 2329 amino acids.
AUGAAACAUGAAGCCAUCACCUCUCAGCGCUCGUUGCGCCUGCAGCAGUUCUUGCGCGAUUCUCUUUCUGGCAACCGGUCGAUCGCCAAUUCUCGCGACGCCGGCUUGUUCCUGGAGGCGAUGAUGGACCAGAAUGCACCAGAUUCAUGCGUGGAGCGAGUCGUCGGGAGCAGCUCUGGCCUCGCGGCUGUGCGUCUCGCCGUACGCGCCGACAUGUCCCUCCCCUUUCUCUCUGCCAAGACGUUGCCCUUCUUACGAUACCUGUCCGCACCCAAACUCAAGACCCUAGCCAAUGGCGAAAUUCUGCGUACAGUUCUCGAGGUGAUCGUCAACCCGAUCACCCUGUGGAAGAUCCUCUGCGACCAUUUCAAAGCUGCCGAGCUGGGCACCGAGCAACUCCAUGGUUUCGUCUGGCUGGCGUGCGAACUCGUGGCCAGCCCGACAACGACAGAAGAAGACAUUGACUCCGAUCUGCGCCUCAUCGCGGACAGCCCACAGGUCAAAGACUCGGAGGAUCCCUCGUUGCGUCAGCUAGGCUACCGCAUCAAGCAUGCCCUCGAUCUUCGGGGCCAGCCGCAGACGAGCAACCACGCGCAGAUGGACGGUCCAGGAGGGCGCCACGACAAUGAUCAUGCCGAUUUCCGCAAGGUUCGCAUCUACCCCACGCGCGACGAGCUGCUUUCGCACUCUUCUCCCUAUUACUUGACGGCAGACGAGGUCCAGCAGGCCGACACGGCCAGUCGGGCCCACGUCCACCUGGACAAUCAGUUCCGCCUGCUACGCGAGGACAUGCUCGCGGAACUUCGCCAGGACUUGCAGUCCGUCAAGAAGUCGAAUGGUAGCCGUCGCCGAAGCUUGGUACUCGGUGGCCUGGUAGCCCACGGAAUACACGCGACAGACACUGGUGCAGCACGUUUCCACAAGUGCUCCCUUGCUGUCGAGUGCUCCAGCGGCCUCGAGUCUCUCAUGAAAAAGUCAAAGGACGAACGGAAAAAGUUCCUAACCGAAGAGCACGCAUUCCUCAAGGACCAGUCGUUCGGUGCCCUCUGCCACAACGGCGAGAUCCUGGCCUUUGCCUUUGUCCAUCGCAAUGUAGACAUGCUGGCGCAGAGUCCGCCCGUGAUAGUCCUACGAUUCACAGACAGCCACGCCCUCAAGACAGCUCUCGUAUCGCUGCAGCCAGCGCUGGGGUUGUCGUCCAAUAUCACCUUUGUGCUGGUGGACACUCCCGUAUUCGCGUACGAGCCGGUGCUCGAUCGACUGCAGCAGAUCUCUGAGAUACCUCUGCGACAGCACCUCUUUGACGACCCUGCGAGUAUAUCCCAUGUCACCCCAGUCUCGGACGACCUAGAGCGCAGAGUAACUCAGAUGCGGGAAAUGGCGGAGAGGAUAGCUGAUGAUCAGGUCGUUAGUUGGCCCCGCAAGAAAGCUGCCGACAAGAUAGAAGUCGACCAAGCUCAACUGAACUCCAUCCUGAACGGCUUGUCGCAGGCUGUCGCCCUGAUUCAGGGGCCUCCUGGUACGGGAAAGUCAUUCAUCGGGGCGGAGAUUGCUCGACUGCUACAUGGCUUGUCCGAGCAGCGCAUCCUCGUGCUCAGUUACACCAACCACGCGCUCAACCAGUACACGGAGGACCUUCUGGACGCUGGGAUUCCCGAAAAGCAAAUUGUUCGACUGGGUUCCCGGAGGAAGUGCACUGAGCGGACUUUGCCCCUGCUUCUCUCCAACAUGGGCGCCAGAACGAAGCUGAACCAAAAUGCUUGGGCCAAAGUCAACAGCCUCAAAAUCGACGCUGGUGAUUUCGCAAUAGAUAUUGAGGUGUUGUUCCAGAGAUAUAUGGGCAUAUCCUGUGGAUGGAUUGAGCUCUCUGGGUACCUGGAGUUCGCGACCGAGGACAGCGAAUUCUACGACGCGCUGCGGACGCCAAUGUGCCAUGACGAGUGGAAGAAGGUUGGCAAGAAGGGCAAAAAGAUCGGCCCUGACUACCUCUAUGGCCGCUGGAUAAGUGGCAAAGGCGCAGGUGUGUUCAAGGACGCCGUACAAUCCUGGCCGCAUAUCUGGGACCUACCCAAGGCCACCCGUCGAGAGCAUAGAGAUCGGUGGGUCCGUGCCAUGCUCACGGAAACGGCGGAGAGUCUCGCGCAUCGCGUCGACAUGCUAGACUCCAAGGUGGACAAGAUUGAGACCUGCUUUCGAGAGGGCGACGUGCGGACAGUCCAGGACAUGCGUGUCAUGGCCCUCACGACCACGGGCGCCUCAAAGUACAGCAAUCUAGUGCAGGCGUUCAAGCCCGACAUAAUCAUCGCAGAAGAGGCCGGUGAGAUCCUGGAAAGCCACAUCCUGACAGCCAUGACACCCAGCGUCCGCCAGCUGAUCCUCAUCGGCGACCACAAGCAACUGCGCCCCAAGGUGAACAACUACAGCCUCUCGGUAGAGGGGAACAAUGGGUUUGACCUCAACCGCUCGCUCUUUGAGAGACUGAUCCUCCUCGGCAUGCCCCAUACUGUACUCCGCAAACAACACCGCAUGGCCCCCGACCUGUCCGUGUAUGCGCGCCAGCUGACGUACCCCGAGCUGCUGGACGCGCCCAAGACGCACGACCGGGAGCCUCCACGGGGCCUAUGCAACCGCGUCAUCUUUGCGAGCCACGACAAGCCCGAGAGUGCCGAGGAGCGCGUUUCGGACCGGGCAGACGCGGGCGCCAAGGGGAGCAAGAGCAACGCGUUCGAGGCGGAGAUGGUCAUGCGAUGCUGCAAGUACAUGGGUCAGCAGGGCUACAGCUCGGAGCAGAUUGUGAUUCUGACGCCCUAUCUCGGGCAACUGCGGGCGCUGAUGGAUGUUCUCCGUAAAAACAAGCAUGACCCGCAGAUGAGCGAGCUGGACAGGUUUGAGCUGCUCCGCGCUGGGCUCUUGACGCACGCCGAGGUGAAGGCGGACAAGAAGCCGAUUCGAAUAUCGACGAUAGAUAACUACCAAGGAGAGGAAAGCGACAUUGUGAUUACGUCCUUGACGCGAAGCAACAGUCGCGGGGAUAUUGGGUUCCUGUCGGCCCCCGAGCGCCUCAACGUCCUGAUCACCCGCGCGCGCCACGGCAUGAUCAUGUUUGGCAACAUGGGCACGUUCAAGGAAAGCAAGCGAGGGAAGGCUGUCUGGGAGCCCUUUUUUGAUAUGCUCAAGACGCGGGGCUGUCUGUACGAUGGUCUGCCGGUCCAGUGCGACAGACACCCGGACCGCAAGGCGCUGGUGCAGAGUCCUGCUGAUUUCACGACAAUGUGCCCCGAUGGUGGCUGUACGGAAGUCUGCGACGCAUUGCUCUCGUGUCGGGUCCACAAGUGCCGAUCUCGCUGCCAUCGUGUGUCCAACCACGCGGAAGUACAGUGCAACCAGCUGGUGCGCAAGACCUGCGACCGAGGGCACGAGACCAAGACGCCUUGUCGGAGGCAGAGCGACGGCUGUAGGCAAUGUGCGGAGGAAGACGCAGAGACGGAGCGACGGAUACAGAGAGAUAUCGCGCUCGAGUCGGAGCGCCUCAAGAAGCAGGAGGCGUAUCUGAAGGAGCUGAAGGAGAUUGAGGAUGAGUUGGACCAUCAGCGACGUGCGAUCAAGUACGCCACCGAGGAGGACGAGCAGAAGAUUGCCAUUGCUCAGCGGAAGAAGGACCUCGCGGCCUUGCAGAAGACUCAGGAAAGGUUGCGGGCGCAAAAGGAGCAGCAGCAGCAGCAGCAGCAGCAGCAGCAAGCGGCCCCUGGCUCGGGGUCCGACACAGGAGGUUCAGCUCAGCCACCCUCGGAGAACAGGGCCUCGUGGGAUGCAGAGACGGCCAAUGGCGAGUGGGAGCGCAUGAAAUCGAUCGAGGGGGCACAGAGCGCGGCGCUGGACACGCUGAUGAGCCUGAUCGGCUUGGAAGAGGUGAAGAAGGAAUUCAUCAGUAUCAAGACAAAGGUGGACACAGCUUUGCGGCAAGGUGUGUCCCUCAGCUCCGAGCGCCUCAGCUGCUCGCUACUGGGUAACCCAGGGACAGGCAAGACGACCGUCGCACGUGUUUAUGCCGACUUCCUCAGCAGCAUCGGCGCCAUCCCGGGCGCUGCCUUUGAAGAAACAACCGGUGCCUCGCUCGCGAAUAAAGGGGUGGCCGGCUGCCGCAAGAUGAUUGACAGCAUGCUCGAGGAGGGCGGCGGCGUGGUGUUCAUCGACGAAGCCUACCAGCUGAGCUCGGGCAACAACCCGGGCGGCGCGAGUGUGCUCGACUUUUUGCUGGCCGAGGUGGAAAACCACCGCGGCAAGCUCGUCUUUGUCCUGGCGGGCUACGCACGCCCCAUGGAAGGGUUCUUCUCGCACAACCCGGGCAUCCCGAGUCGUUUCCCGAUCGAGAUGCGCUUCGCCGACUACACGGACGACGAGCUUCUCCAAAUCUUCAACCGGGGCAUCCACAAGCGAUUCAAUGGCAAGAUGGCAUGCGAAGAGGGACACCAGGGCUUGUACUGCCGCAUCGUGGCUCGGCGUGUUGGCUACGGUCGAGACAAGGAGGGCUUUGGGAACGCGCGUGCCGUCGAAAACACCAUCAACAUCAUCUACAAGAGGCAGGUGAACCGCCUGCGAAGAGAAAGAAGUCAGGGCAAGCAACCUGAUGACUUCUUGCUGACCAAGCAAGACCUCAUCGGUCCUGCCCCCGACGACAUCCUCUCCGAGUGCACGGCGUGGAAGAAACUACAGGACCUGUGGGGGCUCCCGUCUGUGAAGCGAUCGGUCCAGUCACUGAUGGACAGCAUCCGGGAGAACUACAAACGGGAACUGGCCGAGAAGCCUCGCGUGGCGUACUCGCUGAACAAGGUGUUCCUCGGCAAUCCAGGGACGGGCAAGACGACGGUGGCCAAGCUCUACGGGGAGAUAUUGGCGACCCUCGGUCUGCUGUCCAAGGGCGAGGUUGUGGUCCGAACGCCGGCUGACUUCAUCGGGGGUGCGCUGGGCCAGUCUGAGCAGCAGACCAAGGGCAUCCUGGCUGCGGCACUGGGCAAGGUGUUGGUGAUUGACGAGGCAUAUGGCCUCCACGACGGGUCGGGACAAGGCGGCGGCGGCGGCUCCAGGGAUCCUUACAAGACGUCCGUCAUCGACACCAUUGUCGCUGAAGUGCAGAGUGUGCCCGGAGACGAUCGAUGCGUGCUUCUUCUUGGGUACAAGGACCAGAUGGAGAGCAUGUUCCAGAACGUCAACCCGGGUCUGAGUCGACGAUUCCCGCUGGCCACGGCGUUUGUGUUUGACGACUUUUCCGACGCGGAGCUCAGCCAGAUCCUGGACAGCAAGAUCGAACAGCAGGGCUUCCGCGCGACAGGCCAGGCGCGCGACGUGGCCAUGGACCUGCUGGGGCGGGCGCGCAACCGACCCAACUUUGGCAACGCGGGCGAGAUUGACAUCAUCCUGGACGCGGCCAAGCAUCGGUGGCAAGCGCGAAGGAGCCAAGACAAGUCCCACAAGGCGAACGACCUGCUCGAGGCGUCUGACUUUGACGAGCACUUUGACAGGGCCCAGAGUGCCGACACGAACAUUCAAAAGUUGUUUGAGGGCACCGUCGGACACGACGCGCUCGUGGCGCGCCUCGUCGGCUACCAGGCCACGUACAAGUCCGUCAAGGCGCUGGGCCUCGAUCCCAAGGAGAGCAUCCCCUUUACCUUUCUCUUCCGGGGCGCACCGGGGACGGGCAAGACGACGGUGGCCAAGAAGAUGGGCAAGGUGUUCUACGACAUGGGGUUCCUGGCAACGGCCGAGGUGGAGGAGUGUUCGGUGACCGAUCUCGUGGGCCAGUAUGUCGGGCAGACGGGGCCCAAGGUGCAGCAGAUGCUCGAUCGUGCCUUGGGCCGCGUGCUUUUUGUGGACGAGGCGUACCGUCUCGGGGAGGGGGCGUUUGGCCGUGAGGCCUUGGACGAGCUGGUGGACUGUCUGACCAAGGCGCGGUACCAGAAGAAGCUGAUUGUGAUCCUGGCCGGGUACGAGAGGGAGAUGAACCGGCUGAUGGAUGUCAAUCCGGGCCUGACGUCGCGCUUCCCCGAGGUCGUGGACUUUCGGGACUUGGGGCCUGCGGAGUGCCGUGCUCUUCUCCAUGUCCUUCUCACGAAGCGGCAGAAGCUGCUGGCCAAGAAGGGGUGGGUCCUUGAUCUGGAGGUUCUGUGUCAUUCGUCCGAGGCGUUGUGCUCUUCGAUGACAAGGCAUUUUGAAGCGCUGAUGCAGCAGAGUAGCUGGGCCAACGCACGAGACGUCACGACGCUGGCGGAAAAGAUCUUUAACCGUGUGAUCCAGUCUGCCGCGGGCACGGACAUGCGCCAUCUCGCUCUCGAGGAGGCCAUGGUCAUGCAGGAGCUUCAGACGAUGCAGGAUGAGCGGCAGAGCCGAGUCGAGUCGUUGAGGCAGGCUGUGCCCCAGGUUGGUGAUGCUGGGAGGGUGGCGAUGCCGCAACCCGUGGAGGAACGAAACAACGCGCCCAGGACUGUGUCUGCGACCAAUACGACGCUCGAGGCGGCAGUCGCGCCGCAAGAGGACGGUGAACAGCCUGGGGAGACCGAAGCUGAACGGGAAGAGGGUCCUGGGGUCUCGCCAGCAGGUGCCGCCCGCAGAGACGCUGGUGUGAGCGACGCCGUGUGGGCGCAGCUGCAACGCGAUCGCGAGGCCGCGGUGGCCAAGGAAGAAGCCUACCAGCGUCUGCAGCAAGAGGCCCGCGACGCACGAGGGGAGGAGGCCCGGGAUCGGAUACGGAGGAGGCUCGUCGCAGCGGAGGAGGAGAGGCAGAGGACGCGGGCGUGGCAGGAGAAGCUGUUCGCGCACGGCGUGUGUCCGGUGGGCUAUCAGUGGAUUCCACAGGCGGGAGGGUUCCGGUGCGAAGGGGGCAGCCACUUUGUGUCUCGGGGCGAGCUGGAGACGAUGUUUGGUCGAGAACUGCUUGUCAACAAGCCCCUCUGGCUACCCUGGACACACAACGCACGGGGCAAGGACAGAACAUGA